AUGAAGUGUGGAUUGCUGGUUUCCUAGUAUUUUUGGUUAGAUUGAGAUAGACACUACUUAAGAGUAAACAAAGAAUGGAAACCCUCAAAAUCCCUAUUGCAAUGGAAUUGAUGGUGUAAUGGAGGCAUAUUAUAGAAGUUUAAAAUCUGUACAGCUUUAUGGACCAACAAACUUUGCUCCAGUAAUUAAUCAUGUAGCAAGAAUUGUGGACACCAGAACUCAAUACAGUGUUCCGGCAGCAGUCACACCAUGUGAAAUACAGAGAUAUGCUUCCUCAGUAAAAGAUGGCUCCCAGUAUUUUGUUCUUCUCAUUAUUACAGAUGGGGUUAUUUCAGACAUGGCUCAAACAAAGGAAUCAGUAGUUAACGCAUCAAAGCUUCCAAUGUCAAUAAUUAUAGUAGGAGUUGGACCAGCAGAGUUUGAUGCUAUGGAAGAAUUGGAUGGUGAUGUAGUCAGAGUCUCCUCAAGAGGAAAAUAUGCAGAAAGGGAUAUUGUACAGUUUGUGCCAUUCCGGGAUUAUAUUGACAGAAGUGGAAACCAUGUAUUGAGCAUGGCCAGACUUGCUAAAGAUGUCUUAGCUGAGAUCCCAGACCAGUUUCUCUCUUACAUGAGGGUCAGAGGAAUCAAGCCAUCACCUGCACCACCUCCAUACACACCGCCUCUUCAUGUGUUACAGACUCAGAUAUGACUACUCCAAAAAGGUUAACACUUGCCACAAACCAUGUAGAGCUACGGAGUCAGUGCUUCAGUACUGGUGCACUUUAAAGAGACAGUGAAUCGAGACCGUUGUCUGUCGGGAUGAAGUAGUAGCUUGUGAUAGGUUUUUGGAUCGAAACAAAUUCUCUUCAUAUACCAAAAUUCUCAAUAUGGUUGCAUGAGCAACUGAAACACUUUUAAACGUUAUUCUCUUCAAGUCUUAUUUUUUUCUGACUGAAAAUGCUACCUUUUCAUUUAUUUGUUGGGAGAAAGCACAAGUCACAGUUUCAACUCAGAAGAUAUUGUUCUCCCUGACUACUGUGUGUAUAUAAAUAUAUAGGAAUGCAAUUCCUCUGUAUCAACGUUUACAUGUUACUACUUUUUAAAUUUAAAUACUUUUAUAAAUAUUCUUAAGAAUAAGAGUUUGGAAUAUUGAAUCAUGUAUCUUCUAACUUGCAAUAGUUAUAGCCACAGGAGAAGCAAUAUCUCUUUGAAUGAUUGUCCAGACAAAUAAAAGCGCAAAACUAAAGAAUAAGAGGACAAAUACAUUCAUAUUUCUCAAUAACUGAAUUGCUUCACGUAAGUGCUUAGUCGUCAAUUCAUCUGUCAAAAUUUUAAACAGUAUUUGAGAAAAAAAAUCUGGAGAUGUGAAUACUGUAACUGUAUUUGACUUACUAAUAAAGCUAAACCUCAGGAAGGGGGUUACGUAUUUUUCAGAGAUACUCCAAUUUCUAAAUUUAUGUAAGUUUACAUUUUUUAAAAUAGGUUUUCCUGGCAGAACAGAACAAUUGCAUACUACGUGUAAUUAAAGAAGAAUUACCUCAAGUCCCAUAGCUGACUGACUUAACUUAGUAGAAUCAUCUCAUACAUUGCUUAAUACCAUUAGCACUUUUGCUUCUUAAAACUAUUUUCAAGUGAUUACAAUGGACUUUUUGUAAUAAACCGUUUUAAUCCCCAUUUAAAAUGUAAAGUUGUCACCUAUUGUCUAGAUUGCCAAUUCAAAGGGAUGCUGGCUCUUAAUAUUUGGAUUCAAUUGUUGUCAUCUAAUCACAUUGCUAUUCGAAGUGCACAGAUGCUAAUAUUUCAUGAAUUAACUGAUUUAAAAAUUGCACAGCCAUAUUGCUUUGUGCACAAUAGUUUUGUGUAUUUAACAACCCAACAUUUUACUAUAUGCCUGUUCGUAUCUAAUUAUAAAAUGUUUUGCAUGUACAGUUUUUACAAGAAAUUCACAGUAUUGUGAGUAUAUGUGUCAAAGAUGCAUUAUAUUUAGAAUAAAUGGCCUUAAAUCUCACAAAAUUCCUGGAAAUGAUUGUGAAUUGCCUUCAAAUUCUGUUAAGACUGAAAAAUGUUUUAUUUUUUGUGUCAUGAUUGUAACUACCUUGUAAUGUGACUUUGUUUUCUUUACAUAUAACUGGUUUAUUACUUUGUUUCUUACUUCUAUAUGUUGUACUGUACAGUAUCAAAGUAAGGCACAUUUUUUAAGCAUGAAAAGAGAUUUUUUGCUGAAAAACAUAUUUGCAGUAUUAAUGACAUAUAACUAUGUAAGUGCAGAAUCUUCCAUUUUGAAAUAUAUUAAAACUUAAAAUUAAUAUCUCACAUUGUAUAUUAUUUUUUCAGAUAACUAUUCUGUCAUAACAAGGACUUCUUUGUAAGAACAAAUAUUAUUUUAACUUUAUUUCAAACCAGUUUUUACAUAAGAACGAAGUUAAUUUUUAGUGGGCUUGUGUUGUGUGAAUGAAAUUUAAUAUCUGGCAACUACUGCUAUUAAGGAGAGAACUUCAUAAAACCUAUGUAUCAAUCUACAUUAUGUUAUUUUCCCUUCUAUGCUCUGAAUUAAUUUUAAACAUGCCAUAAUUUCUUUAUAAGAUUUUUUAAUCAUUGUAUCAAUAAGCACUUCACAAGUAAUUAAAGCAAAUUAAUA
This is a messenger RNA of Chelonoidis abingdonii (Abingdon island giant tortoise), 2617 nucleotides long. Lineage: Eukaryota; Metazoa; Chordata; Testudines; Testudinidae. The record is from RefSeq and is a predicted model, not a curated record.